AUGACCCCCUGCCUGAACCGCAAACCCUCAGUCGGCAGAGAUCGGAACCAGCUUUGCCGUCGCAAUCAACUACAACCAACCUGUCGGUCCAGCAUCCUGGCCGGUGAGCCCGGCGAGUCUCCAAAGGCAACUGCACGACCAAGGAAGUUGCGAACUCUCGGGGGAUUGUAAGUACCUACCCUAUCUCCCUCCUCCUUCCAAAAAAGUUUGUGAAUCUAUACUAACUGCCCCCAUAGACGAUCUCUCAGGACAUUUGGAGUGAAGUCUGAUCCAGAUGUCCCUCCAGACGCCUGGUCCCUGGCGCAUCCAUCCGACACUCUCGAUGCAGUCUCCAGGUUGACAAACUCACAAUCCAUCAAUCUCCGUCGGCUUGGAGGCUCGCAUGUGAAGAGAGAGAUAGUUCAUCUCAAUGUUGACUAUCUCUCACUUCACAUGCGGUGUUACCAUCUACUGCGCAGUGGGACUCCACAGUAUUACACUCCGAUGACCAUGCCGGUCGAGAUCCAAGAUCCGAGACCCAGAGAUGCCACGGGCGACAGUCCAAAGUAUGUGGAUAGGUGGAAGAAGGUAAGUCGUAAUCGUUUGUCUGCCAGAUUGUAGCAAUGCUAACGACCCUUCCUAGGCUAUCGCGACGGCGACUCGUGUCAACAUCGCAUGGGAAGCAAUCUGUGAAGGUGCAGGAAGCGUACACAUAUGUAUCUCAACCACACAAGCAAGAAAAUAG
Messenger RNA from Hymenoscyphus albidus, 724 nucleotides. The record is from the annotation of a GenBank genome assembly. Lineage: Eukaryota; Fungi; Ascomycota; Leotiomycetes; Helotiales; Helotiaceae.